AUGGACUCUUCUUCACUUCAAGCUCUGCAGCCCUUACUCUCGUGCUUCAUGGUUGCUCUCAUUUUCCUUGUCAUGACCUUCUUCAGUCACUCACGCCCAAAACUUCCAUACCCACCCGGCCCAAAAGGCUUACCGUUGAUAGGAAACAUGCUGAUGAUGGAUCAGUUAACUCACCGCGGACUAGCCCGGCUUGCCAAGCAAUACGGCGGCCUGCUUCACCUCAAAAUGGGUCGAAUACACACGGUGGCCGUGUCCACCCCAGACAUGGCACGAGAAGUCCUCCAAGUCCAGGACAACGCCUUCUCAAACCGUCCAGCCACUACGGCCAUAAGCUUCUUGACCUACGACCGAGCCGACAUGGCAUUUGCCGACUACGGCCCGUUUUGGCGCGAGACACGUAAGAUUUGUGUCAUGAAGCUGUUCAGUCCGAAACGGGCCGAGUCGUGGCAAUCGGUAAAUGAAGAGGUGGAUUGGUUGAUGGGGACCAUAUCGGCCAAGGUUGGAUCCUCCGUCAAUGUGGCCGAGUUGGCGCUUGCUUUGACAAAAACCAUAACCUAUCGGGCUGCGUUCGGGUCGAUAUCACGUGAAGGACAAGACGAGUUCGGGAAGAUUAUAGAGGAGUUUUCGAAGCUCUUUGGGGCUUCUACUAUUGGGGAUUUUAUACCAUGGUUGGGUUGGAUUUGUGGACAAAAAUUCAACGAGAGGCUUAUCAGUGCUCGAAGAUCGCUUGAUGAGUUUAUCGGCAAGAUCAUCGACGAUCACAUGGCGAAGAAAAAGAUUAGCAAUCUCAACAACUGCUUAGAUGAAGUUGAUACAGAUAUGGUGGAUGAGCUACUGAAAUUUUACAAGGAAAAUUAUUUUGAAAAUGAAUCCAAAGAUUUACAGUUCUCCUUUAAGGUCACUAGAGAUAACAUCAAAGCUCUAAUCAUGGAUGUGAUGUUCGGUGGAACGGAAACCGUGGCAUCGGCGAUCGAGUGGUGCAUGGCGGAGCUAAUGAAGAACCCGGCGGACCUCAAGAAGGUGCAACAAGAACUCUCCAACGUGGUGGGCCAAAACCGCCGAGUCCACGAGUCUGACCUCGUGAAGCUCACGUACCUCAAAUGUGUCAUCAAAGAGACCCUUCGGCUCCACCCGCCGAUCCCGGUACUCGUUCACAAGACCGCCACGGAUUGCACGGUGGCCGGGUACAAAAUUCCGGCCAAAUCACAUGUCAUGAUCAAUGCAUGGGCAAUCGGUCGCAACAAAGCCGCAUGGGACAAUCCCGACACGUUCAAGCCAUCUAGGUUUCUUCAUGGUGAUGCCCCGGAUUUUACAGGAAGCAAUUUCCAACUCAUACCAUUCGGGUCAGGACGUAGGUCCUGCCCGGGCAUGAAACUUGGACUGUAUACACUGGAGCUGACAGUGGCACAACUUUGUCAUUGCUUUACAUGGGAGUUACCUGAUGGUAUGAAACCCAGUGAACUUGAUAUGAAUGAUGUGUUCGGGUUCACCUCUCCGAGGGCGAUUCAACUCGUUGCCGUACCGAGUCAUCGCCUGCAAUGUUAA
Messenger RNA from Cornus florida, 1545 nucleotides. Its product is annotated as cytochrome P450 84A1-like. Gene Ontology annotation, molecular function: oxidoreductase activity, acting on paired donors, with incorporation or reduction of molecular oxygen; heme binding; iron ion binding. The transcript is spliced from 2 exons. Gene Ontology annotation, biological process: lignin biosynthetic process. Lineage: Eukaryota; Viridiplantae; Streptophyta; Magnoliopsida; Cornales; Cornaceae. The coding region runs from base 1 to 1545 and encodes 514 amino acids. The record is from RefSeq and is a predicted model, not a curated record.